Colletotrichum chrysophilum is the source of this 1302-nucleotide messenger RNA. RefSeq lists its product as uncharacterized. The transcript is spliced from 5 exons. The record is from RefSeq and is a predicted model, not a curated record. Gene Ontology annotation, molecular function: transmembrane transporter activity. Gene Ontology annotation, cellular component: membrane. Bases 1 to 1302 code for a protein of 433 amino acids. Gene Ontology annotation, biological process: transmembrane transport. NCBI's taxonomy places the organism in Eukaryota, Fungi, Ascomycota, Sordariomycetes, Glomerellales, Glomerellaceae.
AUGACGGCUGUACGAGCAUCGUCUGACCGCUCCGACAUCGAGCACGUUGCUCAAGAGAAGGACUCUGUUGCCCAUAAUGAGUUCCAACAAAACAGCGGCAUGAGCCCUGAGGAUGCAGACUUCCUCGCCAAUUUCCCGGAGGAAAGGAAGAAGAAGGCUGUCCGCAAAGUUGAUUUUCGACUAGUUCCAAUGCUUGUCCUCCUCUACCUUAUGGCCUAUUUGGACAAGACCAACAUUGGAAAUGCCAAGAUCGAAGGCCUCCUUGACAGUCUCCAUAUGACGGGAGUCGAUUACAACAUCGCGUUGUCCGUCUUCUUCAUCCCGUUUGUCUUGGCCGAAGUCCCCAGUAACAUGGUGCUGCACAUGUUCAAGAGACCAUCUCUCUACAUUGGCGGAAUCGUUACUUGCUGGGGUGUCGUUAUGACCUGCAAUGGAGUUGUCCAAAACUUUGGGGGCUUGGUUGCCGUGAGGAUUUUCCUUGGUCUGUUCGAAGCCGGUUUCCUCCCCGGUGCGAUCCUGAUCAUCUCCAAAUGGUACCUCCCCAACGAGACACAAACCCGCAUCGCUAUUCUCUACACCUCCGCCGCGUCUGGUGGAGCAUUUUCAGGUCUCCUGGCGUUUGCAAUUGCCAAGAUGGAUGGAGUGGGCGGAUACGAGGGCUGGAGAUGGGCUGUCCCAAAUUACGCACUGAAAUUUACAAUGCCUCAAAUUAUCAAGAACAUGGGCUUCACAUCUGCCAACGCUCAGCUGUUGACAAUCCCGCCGUAUGCUGUGGGUGCUAUAUCCGCGUACCUGUUUUCGGUUUUUGCGGACAAGUAUUCUUGGCGAAUGCCGUUCAUCCUCGGCCCGCAACUGCUCCUGGUUGUUGCAUUCACCAUUCUAUUCACUAAGAGCGAGGACAUUAAGAACAACAUUGCUGUAAACUACUUUGCCAUUUGCCUAGCGUGCUUCGGAAUGUACCCCAUUCUUCCAGGAGUCAACGCCUGGAACGUCGCCAACACCCCGAGUCCUACCAAGCGAGCAAUCAGCAUCGGCUUUCUCGUCUGUGUCGGCAACAUUGGUGGCCUCAUCGGUAGCUAUAUCUACAUGGACAAGGAGGCUCCGAGGUACCUGACCGGGUAUGGGACUUCAUUCGGAUUCGCGUCGGCAGGAAUAAUUGCGGUCAUCACGCUGGAGGCAUUAUUAUAUAGGAGGAACAAAAAGAAGAGGCUCAUGACUGAAGACGAAGUCAGACAAAGACAUUCCGACGAGGAACUUGAUCGCAUGGGAGAAAAGAGCCCGCUCUUCAAGUAUGCUCUGUGA